Messenger RNA from Gryllus bimaculatus (two-spotted cricket), 1068 nucleotides. Lineage: Eukaryota; Metazoa; Arthropoda; Insecta; Orthoptera; Gryllidae. The record is from the annotation of a GenBank genome assembly.
AUGGAUGUGCAGAGGGGGGAUGGGGUGGAGAUGAACUUGGAGUUGGAGGAACGUCGAGGGAGGGAUGGAAGGACGAAAUUGAGGGGAAAAUACGUUAGAAAGGUCAAUGAUUCGGAUGCAUUUCAAAAACAAGAAAAUCUACAAACGGCCGAUGAAGCUUCCCACAGUUUCCAAAAGCAAAGAAGAAGAAGAGAAAAGAUCAAAGAAGAUGGAAGAAGGAAAAAAUGGAGGAAGAAGAAGAGGGAAAAGGAGAAAAUGGAACAAGAAGAAGAAAAAGAAGAAGAAGAAGAAGAAGAAGAAGAAGAAAGAGAAGAAAGGAGAGGAAAGGAGAAGAAAAAAGAAGAAAGGAGAAGAAAGAAAUCAGAAAUAUAUUAUAUUGGAAUAUUCCAAUGCAUAAUAUUGGAAGGCAAAGAGGAAAAAGGGCCAACAGACGCAGGGCAAUUCCCGUGCAAAGAGCCGCCGGCCGCGAGGCCGUCCUCAGGGCGUCAGCAGCGACGCGACGGGGCGGAGGCAGCGGAGGACGCGGGCCGCCAGCAAUGGCGCCGCGGCGGUUCGCUGGGCUGGCGGCGGCGGCGGCAACAACUUCCGAACGGGGGCCCUUGCACGGGGCGUCCGGUGGGGGGCGGCGUCGCAAAACAAAGUGGGCUGGCCGCGCAGCCGGUGGGGGCCGAGGCGGGCCCCGCGCCGCGCCGCCGCGCAGCAUUGGCCCCGGGCCACGAGGCCGUCGCGGCGGCGGUUGGCGCGCGGGGCGGGCGCGCGGCGUGCGCGCGGCGGCGCGGGCGGAAGCGGCGCGUGGGCCCCGGGGGCCAGUCGCCCCGCAGGACGCCCGUCCGACCGGCCACCCGCCGCAGCGCGUCGCCGUGCGUGUGCGAGACAGUGCGUGAGCAGCACCCAGGAGGUCAACGGCGCAGGAGCAGCCUUUCCUCGACGAGUUGUGUCUGUCUCCGGGCGGCCCUUCGGAGGUUCGCCAGUCUCACGUGUUGCCAAAAGCCUCCAGUCCUCAAGGACGACACUCCGUGCUCGGGGAGAUACUUCGGAAGUCGCAGCCUUGCGUGUUGGUCGCAGUGA